CAUACUAUGCAAGGUAUUACUGUAUUGGGUAAUCAUGUUUAUUCUUCAGGAACGUGGACACAAAGAUGAGGUCGAUAACAACAUCUUUCUGGGUGACAUACUAGCAUUUGAAGGCAGGUUCUCCGAGGCUGCUAAAUUAUACCGCAAGAGUGCAAGAGACUCACUAGCCAUGAACAUGUACUCUGACCUCAGAAUGUUUGACUUAGCACAGGACUACCUGGGUUCUGAUGAAACUGUGGACAGGAAGCAACUUAUCAGCAAGAAAGCAGACUGGGCGCGCAACAUCAAUGAACCACGAGCAGCUGCUGAGAUGUAUCUCUCUGCUGGAGAAAUACACAAAGCCAUUGAGAUCAUGGGUGAAAAUGGUUGGGAAGAUAUGUAAGUUAACAGCACUAUAAGAAUACAUACCUAGUUACUAAUGACUGGGAAGAUAUGUAAGUUAACAGCAAUGAAAAGUGGACAGGUCAGGAAAAUUUAGAGUGUGGAUUGGCAAAAGGAAUCAAGAGGAGCAAGUAAAGUCAGUGCCAGCACAAGGAAUAGAUGAGCUGGCACCAAAACCAAGAACUUCAUGUUGGGAGACUGAUGGAAGACAACACUGGGGGAACAUUUGGACCAAGGGUUGCCAUAUGUAUAAGGUGAUGAAGUUUGUUUUAUAGUUUAG
This is a messenger RNA of Cherax quadricarinatus, 661 nucleotides long. The record is from RefSeq and is a predicted model, not a curated record. Lineage: Eukaryota; Metazoa; Arthropoda; Malacostraca; Decapoda; Parastacidae.